Messenger RNA from Bombina bombina (fire-bellied toad), 4390 nucleotides. It is a transcript of the gene GRK3, whose product is annotated as G protein-coupled receptor kinase 3. Gene Ontology annotation, biological process: protein phosphorylation; G protein-coupled receptor signaling pathway; regulation of signal transduction. The coding region runs from base 1446 to 3512 and encodes 688 amino acids. The record is from RefSeq and is a predicted model, not a curated record. NCBI's taxonomy places the organism in Eukaryota, Metazoa, Chordata, Amphibia, Anura, Bombinatoridae. Gene Ontology annotation, molecular function: G protein-coupled receptor kinase activity; G protein-coupled receptor binding; ATP binding. The transcript is spliced from 21 exons.
CACAGCCUUGCACAGAAGCUGGAGGCUGUCAGCGAAGAACGAGAAAGGAAAGAUCUUGUAUGUUCAAAAGAAAAAAAUACAUUAUCAGCCCUCUAAAAGGACGUUUUGGAGCCCCUUCUUUUGUGGAUCUGCUGGAGUUUCAAUACUUACACAAAACACAGCUGUUGCAGAGAUAACAUUGCUAUGGAAAACGGGUAUUGUGUUUGCUGGGAUCCUUCAAAGGGAUUAAAAAAUAUCUUGUUUUGUUGAGGUGUUUUGUUUUUUUACAUGCUGCAUGAAUUUGGAGAAUUUGAAGGGUGAUAAUGCUUGUGUAUUCAUUUCUAUGAGAAACGUCAAUGUGCAGAGAAACAAGAGGAAGCACAUUUAACUCUGCCAUUUGCUGCAUAGAAAAAGCGUGAUUUUCGUAUUAACUGUGCUGCAUUUUUAAUUUUUAGUUUGAUUUUAAUCUUCAUUAGAGCACGCUACACAUUCAUGCAGCAGGGUGCCCCUUGGGAUUUAAGAGAAGCGGAGCCCGCAAAACGUCUUUUUACGGAUUUUCCUAUUUUUUCCUCCUCUAUCAGGAAGCAUUUAACACGGACAGCCUGGAUGUGUCUGCUGCUCCCUGUGUGUGUCAUGAAAUCUGCAACAUGUUGGAGAUUGGAAUUAAGGAGCAUUUUGUAGACAAAACAGCCUGAAUUCUCUGCAAGCAAAAAUCAUGCCUAUUCUUUGAAGGAAUCCUGUGUUUUUUUCUUUUCUUUGCAGUAGGAAAUCCUGCAGGAAUCGAGUCUAGUUUUACAAGGCAGAGGAAAACAGUGGGUCAGAGAAACAACAAUCCCCGUUUAAUGAAUAAGUGGCCCAAUACUGAUAUUUUUUGAUGUUUGGGUAUCAACUGAAUUUGCAUUUUCUUCUACUUGGAUUUAUUUUUUGUUUAAAAGGCGGGAGUGAUUUUUAUUUGGAUUUCUUGUUCUUAUUUUUAUAUCAUCACCACAACCCUUUUGCUUCAAGAAAAUUCUUUCGUUUUUUUUCAAGCACUAAAAAGAGGCCCCAUCUAGGAAGGAUGUGUUAUUUUUAAUUUAUACUAUAUGUACUGUGGAAUCCUUUCGUGACCUCAUAUACCUUUCUUAAAAUCAAUGUACAGAUCCCCCCACAUCCUCAAAGAUUUUUCUCCACUGUCUUUAAAAUUCACCAAAAAUAUAGAUAUUUAAAAACCUAUUUUUUAAAGUAAUAACGAGAACUUGGACUGGUUCUAAUAAGAUUACAUAUUGUGUUGGGGAAAACAAAGCUUUAUUUUUACCUUUAUUUAUUGUUUGGGUUAUUUUGGUUUUACCUUUUUAUUUUUUAAAGACUGCUGCUGUGAAGGUAGAGGGUUUUUGUUGUGUUGCUGUAUUUCCCCCCUUGUGGUGUAUAUCUGUGGCCGGGUUUGGCGGCGGCUGCUGUGUGUGCUGCAGCUCUACUCUCUCUCAAACAUGGCGGACCUGGAGGCGGUGCUGGCCGAUGUCAGCUAUCUGAUGGCGAUGGAGAAGAGCAAGUCCACCCCGGCUGCCAGGGCCAGUAAGAAGAUUGUGUUACCUGAGCCCAGCAUCAGAAGUGUGAUGCAGAAAUAUCUGGAUGAGCGAGGUGAACUGACCUUUGACAAAAUAUUCAACCAGAAGAUUGGGUUUUUGCUGUUUAAAGAGUUCUGCACAAAUGAAAUAGAUGAAGGUGUUCCACAGCUCAAGUUUUAUGAAGAGAUAAAAGAAUAUGAGAAGCUGGAUUCUGAGGAAGACCGCCUUUGUAGAAGUCGACAGAUUUAUGACACAUACAUAAUGAAAGAGCUACUAUCUUGUUCACAUCCAUUUUCCAAGCAUGCGGUAGACCAUGUACAAGCACAUCUUGCUAAGAAACAAGUGCCGCCUACUCUAUUCCAGCCAUACAUAGAAGAAAUCUGUGACAGCCUUCGGGGCAAAAUAUUUCAAAAAUUUAUAGAAAGUGACAGGUUUACUAGGUUUUGUCAGUGGAAAAAUGUUGAAUUAAAUAUUCAUCUUACCAUGAAUGACUUUAGCGUUCAUCGAAUCAUUGGACGAGGUGGAUUUGGAGAAGUUUAUGGUUGUAGGAAAGCAGAUACUGGUAAAAUGUAUGCAAUGAAAUGCCUUGAUAAGAAGAGGAUUAAGAUGAAACAAGGAGAAACGCUAGCCUUAAAUGAAAGAAUUAUGUUGUCCCUAGUCAGCACAGGCGACUGUCCAUUUAUAGUGUGCAUGACCUAUGCCUUCCAUACACCUGAUAAACUUUGUUUCAUACUGGAUCUCAUGAAUGGUGGGGACUUGCACUAUCACCUCUCACAACAUGGAGUGUUUUCAGAGAAGGAGAUGAGGUUUUAUGCUGCUGAAAUUAUCCUGGGUCUGGAGCACAUGCACAAUCGUUUUGUUGUUUAUCGAGACUUGAAGCCAGCAAAUAUUCUAUUGGAUGAACAUGGACAUGUAAGGAUAUCAGAUCUGGGCCUUGCAUGUGAUUUCUCCAAAAAGAAGCCACAUGCUAGCGUAGGGACACAUGGAUACAUGGCUCCUGAGGUGUUACAGAAAGGAACAGCAUAUGACAGCAGCGCAGAUUGGUUCUCUCUUGGGUGCAUGCUUUUCAAACUUCUGAGAGGCCACAGUCCAUUCAGACAGCAUAAAACCAAAGACAAACAUGAGAUUGACCGCAUGACUCUCACUAUGAACGUUGAGCUGCCAGAUUCAUUUACCCCGGAGCUCAAAUCCCUAUUGGAGGGCCUUCUCCAGAGAGAUGUGAGCAAGAGACUCGGCUGUCAGGGAUGCAGUGCACAUGAAGUAAAGGAGCAUCCUUUUUUCAAAGGCAUUGACUGGCAACAAGUGUAUUUGCAAAAGUAUCCCCCUCCAUUGAUUCCUCCACGUGGUGAGGUAAAUGCUGCAGAUGCUUUUGAUAUUGGAUCAUUUGAUGAAGAAGAUACAAAAGGCAUUAAGCUUCUUGAUAGUGAUCAAGAAUUGUACAAAAACUUUCCUUUGGUGAUAUCUGAGAGAUGGCAACAAGAAGUAGCAGAAACUGUGUAUGAUGCAGUCAAUAGCGACACAGAUAAAAUUGAAGUUAGGAAGAGAGCGAAAAACAAGCAACUUGGACAUGAAGAAGAUUAUGCACUAGGUAAAGAUUGCAUUAUGCAUGGCUACAUGCUGAAGCUUGGGAAUCCAUUCCUGACUCAGUGGCAACGACGUUACUUUUACCUCUUUCCAAACAGACUUGAAUGGAGGGGAGAAGGGGAGUCUCGGCAAAAUUUGUUAACCAUGGAACAGAUAGUAUCUGUGGAAGAUACACAGAUUAAGGACAAGAAAUGCAUCUUGUUAAGGAUUAAAGGAGCAAAGCAGUUUGUUCUACAGUGUGAGAGUGAUCCAGAAUUUGUACAGUGGAAGAAAGAACUGACAGAGGCAUUCACUGAGGCUCAGAGGCUGUUACGCCGAGCUCCAAAGUUUCUGAACAAGUCCAGAUCUGCAGUUGUAGAGAUCUCCAAACCACCACUAAGUCACAGAAAUAGCAAUGGCCUUUAAGUGGCACGAUAGGACCAAGAGUUCUUAGGGAUAACUGCUUAUGCCACCUUGCCCAAGGUCCACAGCAUCAAUUUUAGUUCCUUAUAUGGCCCUUCGCAGCAAGGUGUAAGCAUUGGAAGCCUGUUUAACAUAUUGUCUACUGAAGAUUGGACUUAACAUCUAAUGAUGUUUAGAAGAGUGCACACAAUCUGAGGCAAUGAAAAGAUGAAUUUUCACUAAGAGGAGUUUUGAAAGUUGCCAAAUUUAGUGAUUGCUCAUCAUUCUCAUGCAUCAGUUUUACUGAAGAUGUCUAGAAUGGCCUGCCUCGUAGUGCUUUAAAAGCAAGAACGUCAACCAUUGCUUUGUUUUUGGCAUAUGAGUGCUUUGUUAUAUGCCAAGCAAGAAUUCAAAAUGGUUUUUGCAGUAGUUACUUUUAUGUUGAUCUUACAUUUGAAAUUCAACAUAUCUCUGGAUGUGUUAUGAAGGCAUUUUCAGCGUGGUAAGAAUGUUCUCCUGAUGAUAGAUUUCCUGAGUGUUGCCAUAUUCCCCCAUGCCUACUUUGUCCUCCCAACUUGCACUGUUGACUUUGUAUAACUGGCAGUGUGAUGAUACUUUUAUGCACUUCAGAGUACUGACUUUUAUCUGUCCUGUGGUUACAAGAUGUAGAUACUUCAUGGGAAUUACCCAAAUAUUCAUACAGUUAUGUGUGUUCACCAAUAUAGUGGCUACCACUGUCUUGCUUUUUAUGAGGAUAGACAUAGCAUAGUAAUUAUCAGUGAGGUUGAGUGCAUGGUAGCUUUGUCCAGUGGUCUUUAGCCAGUAAGCAAGUAUAGCACAGUGCUUAGGCAGGUCUCAUUCUUCAAAUAAGUUUACAAUAAAUAUAAAGACAGUUGAUUUUC